This is a messenger RNA of Sclerotinia trifoliorum, 1318 nucleotides long. The record is from the annotation of a GenBank genome assembly. Lineage: Eukaryota; Fungi; Ascomycota; Leotiomycetes; Helotiales; Sclerotiniaceae.
CUUAGUUCUUUUACCCCACUAGCUCUAUUGCUAGUUUGUUGGAGCUUGGUUCCUGAGUUAGUUGUGUGAAGUGUGCGAAUUUUGAUUCAUUUUACAUGGUAAGGUUGAUUGUGAGAAUAUUAUUGGAUGAAUGAUAAGAAAGAAGGAAAAAAGAAAAGGAAAGAAUAGGAACGAUGACGAAAAUACCAGUUUUCCUUUUAAAGACGAAAAGUGUCCCGAAUGACGGGUAUGAGGAGAGGUUUGAGGAGGUGAGUUUUAAUGCGUUGAAGUAUGGACAGGGGGAAAUGAAGAGUGAGAGGGGUUUUGAACCGAUUUUUGUACCGGUUUUGGAACAUAGGUUUAUGGAGGAAGGGGCCGUGGUGGUCAAGAGGUUACUUAAGGAGAGGCAAGUUGGGAAAGAGGAGGGGAAGAGAUAUGGGGGGUUGAUUUUUACGAGUCAGAGGGCUGUGGAAUUGUUUGCUAAGUUGGUGGAGGAGGGGAGAGCGGGGAAAGAUGGUAUGUUUGCAAGUACUUCGAGAUAUUGAUGAUUGACUGAUAAUUCUAUAGUGGAUGAUGAAUGGCCUUAUCUGCAAGAUAUACCGAUAUACACUGUUGGACCAGCUACAUCUCGAGCUUUACGAUCGAUUCCUCAAAAUCCACCAUUAAAUAUCUUUGGAGCCGAAACAGGAAAUGGAGAAGCAUUGGCACAUUAUAUGUUAGAACAUUAUGGAAACUGGUAUAAAGAUCGUACAAUAAAGCCGUCUCUGCUAUUCAUGGUCGGAGAACAGAGAAGAGAUAUCAUUCCUAAAACAUUAAUGGAUCCAAAUUUAUCAAACGAAAAGAGAAUUCAAGUCGAUGAAUUGGUUGUUUAUGGUACUGGAGUGAUGGAAUCUUUCGAGGAGAAUUUCACGAAUUUGUUAAAGGAGACGAAGGAUAGGGAUGUUAGAUGGGUGGUUGUAUUUUCACCGACGGGCUGUGAAGCUAUGUUACGUUCUCUAGGGAUGUUGGAUUCUCAAACUGGGAAAGUUAAGAAAUCGGAUGAAGGAGAUGAUGGACAGAGAAAAACUUUCAUCGCUACGAUUGGACCUACUACUAGAGAUCAUCUCCAAAAUACCUUCAAUUAUGAAGCGGAUGUUUGUGCUGAUAAGCCAAGUCCGGAAGGUGUUAUUGAAGGGAUUAAGAGAUUUUUGGAUCAUACUUAGGAAUUGGGGAAAUUCUUGACACAUGCUUCUUUGGGUUUUACAUGCAUUGUCCUUAGGAGAUUUAUUAUGCAUUGGUGAUACAACAUAUUGAAUACUACCUUGGUAAGUAGAUGCAAUAUAUAUCAAACCCCCGCCGG